Molecule: messenger RNA, 1518 nt
Organism: Orycteropus afer afer
Lineage: Eukaryota; Metazoa; Chordata; Mammalia; Tubulidentata; Orycteropodidae
Gene: APLF
Product: aprataxin and PNKP like factor
Exons: 10
Coding region: 1-1518 (505 amino acids)
Biological process (GO): double-strand break repair
Cellular component (GO): nucleus; site of double-strand break
Molecular function (GO): 3'-5' exonuclease activity; protein binding; DNA-(apurinic or apyrimidinic site) endonuclease activity
Source: RefSeq, a predicted model, not a curated record
AUGUCCGGGGGCUUCGAGCUGCAGCCCCUAGACGGCGGCCCUCCGGUGGCCCUGGCGCCCGGGGAGACGGUGAUUGGUCGCGGGCCGCUGCUGGGAAUAACAGAUAAAAGAGUAUCCAGAAGACAUGCCAUUCUUGAGGUGGUGGGUGGUCAGCUUCGAAUCAAACCGAUACACACAAAUCCAUGUUUUUAUAAGUCUUCUGAGAAGAGUCCGCUAUUACCAUUGAAGAGAAAUCUAUGGCGCUGGUUGAAUCCUGGAGAUAGUUUUUCUUUGUUAGUUGACAAAUAUAUUUUCUGUGUUUUCUCUACACACUCUGAAACGGAAAUGGAAUGUACUUUAAGAAAUAGUCAGAUGCUUGAUGAAGAUAAUAUUUUGGAUGAAACAUCAAAACGCCCCUUGAUUAAUUCGCCUGAUGAGAAAACUAGUGCCUCACAGCUGACAGAAAGCACAGAAAUUGCCAGUACCUCAACUAUGACUACACAUUGUAUGUCCAUUCUAGAGGAAUGUGGAGACUUUGGUAAGCAGCAGCCAAAUUUUGUCCAAAGGAAAAGAAUCCUUCCAGCUUGGAUGUUAGAAAGUAUAAGUGAUCAAAAUCUUUCAGCACCAGUCAUCAGUGAAGAUAAUGAUGUAAUCCAGGGAAGUGGAGAAGAAGGAAUCGGCAAAGAUAAAACACAAGUAAAGAUAACACAGCAAGGAAGAAAGCGAUUAAUUUCAUCAGGAAGUUCAGAAAGUACAGCAGCAAAGCAGGACCCAGGAAAAAAGUGCAGAAGUACUGAUCAGGAAGAGUCUGUUAUUUCAUCCAAGGAAGUACCACAGUCAUUUUCUGACAUCACAUUAAGUAACACAGAGGUGAAUAAUUUGAAGACUAAUACACAGAGAAACAAAAUCCCAGUACAAGAACUCGAUAAGAUUUCUGAACGGAGAAUUGUCAGUAAAGGAACACCAAAUAAAAAAGACGAGGCAGUGAGUGACCAAGGUAAUUCAUCCCAUGAUGAGUCCCAAGGAUCUCAUCCUGAACCUGGACCUGAUCUCUCCAAUCCUGAAACUUCGCAUGCAGAGGUGACUGUUUCAGUUCUAGAAGGUUCUGAAGAAGACAAGACCAAAAGGACAUCCUGCAUGUAUGGGGCAAACUGCUACAGGAAGAAUCCUGUCCAUUUUCAACACUUCAGCCACCCUGGUGAUGGUGAUUAUGGAGGUGUCCAAGUCGUGCAUCAAGAUGAGGCUGAUGACCGCCCUGAGUGUCCCUAUGGAGCAUCUUGCUAUAGGAAGAAUCCUCAGCACAAGAUAGAAUAUAAACAUAGUGUAACUCCAGUGAAAAGCAAUUUAGAUGAAGAUGAUGAUAAUGUUGAGCAGCUCAAUGAGUACGACCUGAAUGACAGUUUUAUAGAUGACGAGGAAGAAGAAUAUGAGUCCCCAGAUGGAGAUCCUGACUGGGAGCCAGGAAAGGAAGACCUAGAGAAGGAAGAUGUUGAGGAGCUUUUGAAAGAAGCAAAAAACUUUAUGAAAAGAAAAAAGUAA